CUGCCGGCGGCGGCGGCGGCGGCCUCGAGCGCUCGCUCGUUGAUGCCGUUCUCGGGGUGACCCGGCGCGGCUCCGCGGUGGCCGGGCGCUAGACGACGCCAGCCCAGCGACGCGGGAGCGGGACAUGCUGGAGCUGCGGCACCGCGGGGGCUGCCCCGGCCCCGGGGGAGCGGGGACGCCGCCACCCCGCGAGGGGGAGGCGGCCGGCGGCGACCACGAAACCGAGAGCACCAGCGACAAAGAAACAGAUAUUGAUGACAGGUAUGGAGAUCUCGAUGCCAGAGGAGAUUCUGAUGUUCCUGAGAUCCCACCGGCCUCAGACAGGACCCCCGAGAUCCUCAAGAAAGCCCUGUCUGGACUAUCUUCAAGAUGGAAGAACUGGUGGAUCCGAGGGAUCCUCACCCUCACCAUGAUCUCCCUCUUUUUCCUGAUCAUCUAUAUGGGGUCCUUCAUGCUGAUGCUUCUGGUUCUGGGCAUCCAAGUGAAAUGCUUCCACGAGAUCAUCACCAUUGGGUACAGAGUCUACCAUUCCUAUGACCUUCCAUGGUUUAGAACACUGAGUUGGUACUUUCUCCUGUGUGUGAACUACUUCUUCUAUGGAGAGACGGUGGCGGAUUACUUUGCUACGUUUGUUCAGAGGGAGGAGCAGCUGCAGUUCCUCAUUCGCUACCACAGGUUUAUAUCCUUCGCCCUCUACCUGGCAGGUUUCUGCAUGUUUGUGCUGAGCUUGGUGAAGAAACACUACCGUCUGCAGUUUUACAUGUUCGCAUGGACCCAUGUCACUUUACUGAUAACCGUUACUCAGUCACAUCUUGUCAUCCAAAAUCUGUUUGAAGGCAUGAUAUGGUUCCUUGUUCCAAUAUCAAGUGUCAUCUGCAAUGACAUCACUGCUUACCUCUUCGGAUUUUUUUUUGGAAGAACUCCUUUAAUUAAGCUAUCUCCUAAGAAGACCUGGGAAGGAUUCAUUGGUGGUUUCUUCUCCACAGUCAUAUUUGGAUUCAUUGCUGCCUAUGUGUUGUCCAAAUACCAGUACUUUGUGUGUCCAGUGGAAUACCGAAGCGAUGUCAACUCUUUCGUGACAGAGUGUGAGCCCUCAGAACUCUUCCAGCUUCAGAGUUACUCCCUCCCUCCGUUCCUAAAGGCGGUGUUGAGACGGGACACAGUGAGCUUGUAUCCCUUCCAGAUACAUAGCAUUGCUCUCUCAACGUUUGCCUCACUGAUUGGCCCAUUUGGAGGCUUCUUCGCCAGUGGAUUCAAAAGAGCUUUCAAAAUCAAGGAUUUUGCAAACACCAUUCCUGGACAUGGCGGGAUAAUGGACAGGUUUGAUUGUCAGUAUCUGAUGGCCACGUUCGUGCAUGUGUACAUCACAAGCUUCAUAAGGGGUCCGAAUCCCAGCAAGGUCCUCCAGCAGCUGCUGGUGCUUCAACCAGAGCAGCAGUUAAACAUCUACAGAACCCUGAAGACUCAUCUCACUGAGAAAGGAAUCCUGCAGCCCACCUUGAAGGUGUAGCUGCCCUGAGAGGAUGGACUGCCAAGGAGGAGCUGGCCGAACAGUUCUGAAGUCUUGCACUGAGCCGGCGUGGGGCUAAAUCUCGAUAGUUUCUUUCUCUGAAAUUACUGUGAAUAUUUAACAAACACGCGAUCUAAGUGAUGAGUGCAUAGCAGUCGUCCGCCCUUGAAAGCUACUAUACUUUUCUCAGAUGUAUUUUCCAAUGUUAACUUCUCUGCCCUCACUUGCCGGGUUCCAUAAUUUAGGACACUUGUGUUUUAAAGAGUCAAACACUAUAAAUUGAGGCCCUCUUAGGGUUGUGCCUGGCAGUGUGAUCUUUUGCACAAACAUUGACCUUUGCACUGGGAACUGCCUCUCUGUAGCCAGAUGCUUGCUGCAGGCACAAGGGGAGCCAGGUCUCCAGGGCUUCCUCCCCUUAUAGACUCAAGUAUUUCUGAAGGCCUGAGUUAGAUUAAAAAAGAGAGAAAAAGAAUGAUUGUCCACUUUUUCCUGUUUUCUUUUUUCCUUUUUGUUUGUUUGUUCAUGGUACUGGGGAUGGAACCCAGCGUCUCAUACACAGCAGGCAGGACUCCAAUCCUGGGCUCCGUACCGGCUGGACUGCCUGUCUGAGAAGUAAUAGUCUGCUGAGUGAAAACAUCUUGAUUUUAAGUAGUUUCAAGAUUCCGAGGCUAGAGGCUGAAACCUGUGCCAUUACUGAUUCGUUUAAAAGCAGGUGUCUGAAUCUACUUCUGAUGAAACUUUUUUAAAAACAUAACCAACUUCCCAAGAGACACAGAAGUGGGUCCUCAGUGCAGAAAGAGUCACCCCAUGGCUUGGUGGUCGCUUCUGCUUUUCUUAGUUCCCUGGAAACUGAUUUCACUGAGUCCCACGAAGGGGGGCGGGGGCGGAGCACUGGCAGGCUGCCUGUGGUGAGGCACCUCCUGGCAGUCCAGAGCCUGCCUCCAGCUCUCUGUACACCUCACCUGGAAGGAAGACCCAGCCCUGCCGACUCCCUGGUGGUGAUUGCUCUUCCCAUCCUGUCAUCAAAUCCAAGAGUAAAAAUCAGGCAGAAAUAAUAGCCGGUGAGAAGAAGAGCACACAAAUGCCGUGCCUUCCCGAGGUGGCCGGACCUUGUGGCCGACUCGAGGAAGCCUCCUCUUGGCCCUGGACAUAGGCUCCUGUUGCUGCCUGUACUCCACAGCCAUACUCAGCACAUCAAACGUGGUUGGUCACACUCAGAAACCAUCCAGUUCUGUCUUCAGUGUUCAGAGGGGGAAAUAGAGACACUGUAAAGGCUAUUUUGGUAAUGAAAAGAGUAAAUAUUUUGUUGAAAUUUGAAAUGAAUUUCAGUUAUCAGCAUUUCCUUCCUACUGUAGACAUGCCUGGGUUCUGAGGAUAAGCCUCCAGCCAUCAUGAGUACUACACUCACACCCGGUGUGCGGUGAGCACAGCAGACAGUGACCCCCAAUCCGAGAAUGUGGUCAUUGUUGGGUCUGGUCUCUACCAGGUGACUUGUGACCCGGGGCUGCCCUGCCUCAUGAAAGCACUACCACAGAGGAUGCCACUGUUGAGUCGGGCCACAUAUGAGUUAAGUCCAGCAUCCCCUGCUUUUGUUAGUCCCACUCCCUUCUCCAGAGGUUGACCACAAAGAGUCGCAGGCACCCAAGAACCGGCGAAAACCGUGUGAUAGGAACACGCACCGAAAACAUGGCCGUGCGCACAACUCAGAGCUGCUUAAGGGGGAUGUGGAGUCUCCUAACCCACCAUGUUUCCACGGGAUUGGUGAGGUGUGGCAGGCCAGAAUUAUGAGAGCAUUACAUAUUCACACCUAUUAAAAACCAAUAUUCUCCUAAACAAAGGAGGAAACUAGGACUAUUGGGGUUUCUGUAAAAGCUUUUCUCAAAUAGACUUUUAGGUUUGGGUGUACAUCAUGCCAUAUAAAAAACAAGUUUUUGAUUUUUAACAAAGCUCUGAAGAUGAACGUUUCUAGCAUACUUUUAUAGCAUGUAUAUUAAAAUGGACUCUAUCUUAGCCGACAAUCACCAGAAGAGCCAGACUCUGAUCGGCAUUCUGUCUGCACCAGAAGAGGCUUCAGCUAAUGUAGUGAUGAGGUGGACAAAUGAGAACUGGGCAUGCACAGUGAUGCCCGCAUUGGAAAUCUGCUGUUUGGUACCCACUGUCUGGCUUCUUAACCUGCGGGCUGUUGAUGUCUCCUGUCCUCGUGGUGGCCCACAUCCGGUCACGGUCUGAGAUGGAAGAGCAUCUCCUUUCGGUGAUUCUUCUCUCCUCGUUCGCACUUUGCUUUGAACAAAGGUACGACCUCGUUCAACGGUAGCAACACUGUAUAUACACUGUACAUGGGUGAAAGUUUAUGAUGUGUGUCAAUCAGUUCUCUGAAUCUUUUUACUGAAACUGGGAUAGAAAAAAAAUAAUAAAAAAUCGAUGGUAUUUUGA
Messenger RNA from Peromyscus californicus insignis, 3943 nucleotides. It is a transcript of the gene Cds1, whose product is annotated as CDP-diacylglycerol synthase 1. The coding region runs from base 125 to 1510 and encodes 461 amino acids. The transcript has 13 exons. Lineage: Eukaryota; Metazoa; Chordata; Mammalia; Rodentia; Cricetidae. Gene Ontology annotation, molecular function: phosphatidate cytidylyltransferase activity. The record is from RefSeq and is a predicted model, not a curated record. Gene Ontology annotation, cellular component: endoplasmic reticulum membrane.